AACCAAAGUUUCUGUCAACUUCUGCUUUGUCAUUUAGUCUUGAAGACACAAAAGCUUUGAAUGUGAAAUUCGAUGGCUCAGAAGAUCCAAACAGUGUGAUUCCUGGUCUCAAUGACAUGAAUGAUACAGAAAUUCCUACCAUGUUACUUCUUCCUAACAUCUCAAAAACGGAUUUUGGACUAGAUGUAGAUGAGAUUGAUCAUCUCGAGCUGUCUGAUGAUGCUAAAUCCUUCUUCUUUCAUAUGUCAAAAAUGGUAAAAAAUGAAGAUGCUGUUUCGGGCACCUCUGAGGCAAAAACCGAUACCGUUGUUAUGACAAUAUUGACUAGUCUGGCAAUAGUAUGGCCACUAAACAUCUCUCAACAUCCUUUACUUUCUUUUACCAUUAAAGAACGUAAAAUCAAAGCUAAUCCAGAAUUCACUAUUUCAACACGUAAUAUCAGCAUUGUCAUUGUAGAAGAUAAACACCUACGGAAUAUAUCAGUUGACAAUGGCUGUGGUGAACCACAGAUUGCAGCAGAACUUUUGGCAGCUGCAUAUGAAAAUCGUCAAAAGAAUGUUAUGGGAGAUCAAGUGCUUUUUGCUGUUCG
Paraglomus brasilianum is the source of this 589-nucleotide messenger RNA. Lineage: Eukaryota; Fungi; Glomeromycota; Glomeromycetes; Paraglomerales; Paraglomeraceae. The record is from the annotation of a GenBank genome assembly.